CAGAGUGGGAGGGAUUCCGUUCGACUGCUGAGCUCGGAUUGACAGCUACCUCCCGUUGUAGCUGAUAUCGCUGUGGCCGUACUACCGGCUGUUUUGAAUGAUUUAGCGGCGGAGAGGAAAGCCAAACUGGGAUGCGAGUAGUAUAAAACUCGCUUCGUUUAAAAGAAGUAGUGGAGCCAGUCUGCCCGUGGUUUAACAAAAGGUGUGACAGGUGUGACAGGUGAGACACUUUAUUACUGAGGGAGCGAGUGAGAGAGAGUAAGAGACCAUGGACCAUCAGAGACAGAGAACUCUCUCCACAUCAGGAGAAUCACUUUACGCUGUGCUGGGAGUCGACAAGAACGCUACUACAGAGGACAUCAAGAAAUGUUACAGGAAACUGGCAUUGAAGUUUCACCCAGAUAAGAACCCAGACAACCCAGACGCAGCCGAGAAGUUUAAGGAAAUCAACAACGCUCACUCUAUACUGGCUGACACUACCAAGAAGAACAUCUAUGAUAAAUAUGGCUCGCUGGGACUGUACGUCGCAGAACAGUUUGGAGAGGAGAACGUCAACACCUACUUUGUUCUGUCCAGCUGGUGGGCAAAGGCCUUGUUUGUGUUCUGCUGCCUGGCCACAGGUUGUUAUUUCUGCUGUUGCCUGUGUUGCUGCUGUAACUGUUGUUGUGGUAAAUGUAAACCUCGGCCACCCAUGGACCAGGAUCCUGAGUUCUAUGUCUCGCCUGAAGACCUGGAGGCCCAGAUGACCGCUGACGAAAGAGAUGGUGAACCAAUUGUGUUGCAGCCAUCCUCAGCCACAGAAACCACCCAGCUCACUGCUGAUGCCCACCACAGCUACAGGACCGAGGCAUACUAAAGAAGCACACACACCUGACAAUUACACACAAAUUCCACCAUAAUUGACCCAUGUCUAAGUCCCACCCCCCUGUGUUGUUGUCAUUACAUUAGCUGGAAGCAGCUGAGUUUUGGCCUAAAAUGAAAGUUGUAGUGACUAAUGUGUAUAUUGUUUUUGCUUCGGCCGCUGGUUCAGUGGAAAAAAAAAAAAAAAACACAAAUUAACUCCUGUGAAUUCUAGGCUUUUAUAGUUUAGGUUUAGUUUAGUUAUGUUGUCUUUGUAUACCGAUCUUUUACUGUUGCACAGUGUGGGUGCUUUUAUAACAUGCUGAUUUAGUUGCAUAGUGUGUUUUACUAAUUUGAAAAUGUUGUUUUUUUUUAAUGUACGUUUAACUGAGCUAGCGAGAAAUACAGUAGCUUGUCCACAUCAGCAGAAGUGGAUGUGUCCAGAUCUCUCGGCACCAUAACCUGGCUGCCCGUGAUCUUGAUCCUGUGCAUAUCAGAGGUUUAAAUGAUGACAUCUGAGCUGAAGCUGGAGUUGGUCAUAUCGUUAUAGGCGAUAAGUUAACAUUAGUUAGCUAGCAUUGUUGUUGUUUGCUGCACGUCGCUUCAGCAUUCCUCCCAGCAUGACUUUAUAAAACGCCAGGAAGCCACAGAAAAGUGCUUUUCUAUGGUGGUCUCCACUCAGAAUGUAGCGUGAAUCUGAUACUUGCUCUGAUUGGCCCGUGUGUUCAAGGGUGGGGCUUAGCCGUUGGUCAAUUACUGGACAGAUUUAAACUGCACACAUCUGCAGUAAUUAUCUAAUACCACACAUACACCAGCAAACAGUACUCGCCAUCACUUUAUCGGUUAGCCUGAGCACCACAGCUUCACCCAAAACUUUCCCCUCUUGAGUUUUGAAUCUGAGGUGAAAAGAGAAGAGAUGGGGAGAAAAAAAGUGGAUGAGGAGAGCAGUUUAGUGGAACAGCCAAUAUGAGCGCCCCCCCCUCUUUCUGACCUGCCCUUUGAUUGGUUAAAGUCUCCCGUCACAGACCAGGUUUUCCCAAGGCUGUAAACAGACUCUUUAAGGUCUCAGAUCAGUUGAUUUACAUUAUGUCCAAAGGUUAUUAGAGAAUUAUUGAUUAGUAACACCAAAAAUAUAAUUCAUACUUGUACUGGUAUUGACAGAAGGCAAAUAAAUAGAGCUCAGCUUGUAUGUA
This is a messenger RNA of Solea senegalensis (Senegalese sole), 2033 nucleotides long. Its product is annotated as dnaJ homolog subfamily C member 5-like. The coding region runs from base 269 to 856 and encodes 195 amino acids. Lineage: Eukaryota; Metazoa; Chordata; Actinopteri; Pleuronectiformes; Soleidae. The transcript is spliced from 5 exons. Gene Ontology annotation, cellular component: presynapse; intracellular membrane-bounded organelle; membrane. The record is from RefSeq and is a predicted model, not a curated record. Gene Ontology annotation, biological process: regulation of synaptic vesicle cycle.